AUGGGCAAGGAGCGAUUUAUCGUGAACCCGUUCCCGGAGAUGCAGAUGUUGCCCGACGAGCGGCUGCAGUUGCAGGAUCUAGCGAACGACCUCAUCAUGUCCAACUUCCAGAAGUACAACAACUUUGUAUCCUUGAGCAAGCGAAAAGUCAAUCCGAAACGCUGGAAGAAGAUCAAGACGCGAGAGAAGCUCACUGUGUAUGCAGAGCGGCCUGAAAGCGCCCGAUGCUCCGGUGCUAACGACCUCACAGGCUCUGGUCUUCCAAUGAUUCUAUGCAUCGGAACCAUGGAAGGCAAGCUGGAAGACUUGAUGUACGGCGUGAUGAGUGAAGACCUCGAGACCAUGCGGCUCAAGGCCUCGUACGUCGACGACGUCAGCGGUGCUGCGGUGCUAGACCCCAUUGUGCUGCCAACGCUCGAAGAUCCGUUCCAGUCUCUCGUCAUCAAGUGGAUGGAGCUUGAUAUCCCGUUCGCCUCGACCAACCUCGUCAAGAACCGGGACUACGUGUACGCUGAGGGGACCGGGUUCGUGACUGCCGAAAAUGGUGAACGACUCGGCUACCACCUCCUCCACACCGUGAGCUUCCCACAAACGCAUCAGCUUCCCAACCGAAUUCGGGGCAACGCAUCGAUCAUUGGUUUUUGGCGACAAGCUGGGCCCAACACGAUGGAGAUCUACGCUACCGGCAUCUUUGAUCCUUGCGGCGAUUGGAUCCGCGUUCUGGUGGUGCCGGGAAUGGCUUCUGCCUUCUUGUCCAGCGUCAAGUACGCCAACUGCGGUGAAAUGCGCAAGCUUUCGUUCAUGCUCGACAAGGCCUACACGGAGUUCAGGCAGCACGGCACGCCCCACAGGACGAACGGGUGCGUCGUUUGUAGCAGUUCACUCGCAGGCCGUCGGCUUGGUGACUUUGGAAGGAGCAACAGCACCUGCAAACUGUGCUUCGGGCACGUGUGCCAUUCGUGCAAAGUCGUGAAGAAGAUGAGUUUCGUGGACCCAGACCUGAUGCUGUCCAGACGCAAGGUGACAUUCUGCACUGCUUGUAUCAACUUGGUGAAGGGCAUGAGUGCUAUCGACGUCGUUCGAGCGAAAAUGCUUUCCACGAAGAAGGGCGUUAACUACCUUAGGAGCCACACCAGCUCGACUGAGAGCGGGGACUUUGGUAGCGAACUAGCCUACUUGUCUGAAGAUUAG
This is a messenger RNA of Phytophthora sojae, 1191 nucleotides long. RefSeq lists its product as hypothetical. Bases 1 to 1191 code for a protein of 396 amino acids. The record is from RefSeq and is a predicted model, not a curated record. The transcript has a single exon. NCBI's taxonomy places the organism in Eukaryota, Oomycota, Peronosporomycetes, Peronosporales, Peronosporaceae.